AUGGACCGAGCUAGCAGGCCUAAUACUCGGAGACAUGCAUUCAUACAUGUACCGUCCACACAUAUCCCCGGUAUUUGUCUACACCGCCGUUACCAUCCGCGGCUUUCCGUCACCAUCGUGCAUGGACAUAGGCUGGCUAAUCUCCAUAUAUCUUUCCCCAUCUCUGGGGAAGUCUUGACCUACAUCCAUUGCCCAGUAUGA
Messenger RNA from Bipolaris victoriae FI3, 201 nucleotides. RefSeq lists its product as hypothetical. The record is from RefSeq and is a predicted model, not a curated record. NCBI's taxonomy places the organism in Eukaryota, Fungi, Ascomycota, Dothideomycetes, Pleosporales, Pleosporaceae. The coding region runs from base 1 to 201 and encodes 66 amino acids. The transcript has a single exon.